This is a messenger RNA of Sesamum indicum (sesame), 2818 nucleotides long. Its product is annotated as putative LRR receptor-like serine/threonine-protein kinase At4g37250. Lineage: Eukaryota; Viridiplantae; Streptophyta; Magnoliopsida; Lamiales; Pedaliaceae. Gene Ontology annotation, biological process: protein phosphorylation. Gene Ontology annotation, molecular function: protein binding; ATP binding; protein kinase activity. The record is from RefSeq and is a predicted model, not a curated record.
CUGAGCAGAGUAUUUUGGUAGGGAAGUUGUUUAUUGGUGAGCUGUGCGUCGUCCUGCAAGAAUAUGUUUUUGCACUAAGUUCAUCUCACAUGCUCUCGUUUUUCAUAAAUCUCACUUACUAGUUACUACAUUCUCUCUCUCUCUCUCUCUCUCUCUCUCUCUCUCUCUCUCUCUCUCUCUCACACACACACACACACACACACACACACACACACACGGUGACUGGGAAACAGAUAUGUGGGAUGAUUGCAAAAGAUCAUGAGGGGUUCUCAAAUGUUUGAUUUAUGGCAUUGGAGAAUUCUUGCGUUGUCUCUUCUAGUUCGGGCUCAAUGUUUCGGGCUCAACACCGACGGGGUUCUCUUGCUAUCUUUCAAGUACAGUAUUACAAGCGAUCCAUUCGGAGUUCUGAGGAGCUGGAUUUACCACGAUGAGAAUCCAUGCUCCUGGAAUGGAGUCACCUGCGGAACUCCGGGCUCGGGGGACGCCUAUUUUCGGGUUACUGGCCUCUCGCUCCCGGAUUCCGGGCUUAGGGGCACAAUCCCUGCAACUCUUGGCAUGAUCGAGUACCUUCAAAACCUAAAUCUCUCCGACAAUUCCAUCAAUGGUUCCCUUCCUUUGUCUCUGUUCAGUGCUUCUCAGCUUCAAAUUCUUGAUUUAUCCAACAAUUUGAUCUCUGGCGGGCUUCCGGAGCUCGUGGGGAAGCUGCAAAACCUGCAGCUUCUUAAUCUCUCCGAUAAUGCGCUCGUCGGUAACCUGCCUGUAAAUUUGACGACGAUUCAGAAUUUAACCGCAGUUUCUUUGAAGAAUAAUUACUUUUCUGGUCCAAUUCCUGGUGGGUUUAAUUCAGUUCGAGUUUUGGAUCUGUCUUCCAAUUUGAUUAACGGAUCUUUGCCGCAGGAUUUCGGCGGCGGUAACCUUGUUUACUUAAACGUCUCCUUUAACAGACUCGCCGGAGAUAUCCCGCUGGAAUUUGCAAGCAAAAUUCCUGCUAAUGCUACCAUAGAUCUUUCAUUCAAUAACCUGACAGGCCCGAUUCCCGAUUCUAAUCUUUUCUCUAACCAAGAUUCCAAAUCAUACGCCGGCAAUCCUGAAUUAUGCGGGAAGCAGUUGAAAAAACUCUGUCCCGUUCCGUCUUCCGCCGCCACUCCGCCAAUUGCAUCUGCACCUGCAGACUCUACUCCAGCAAUCGCUGCCAUACCUCAAACCUCGGGCUCAAACCCACCCACCGGCGGAAACCCACCUCAAGGAAAACGAACCGGAUUGAGAACCGGAACCAUCUUGGCUAUCGUCGUCGGAGACAUCGCCGGAAUUGGAAUCCUGGCGCUGAUUUUCGCGUGUGUUUAUCACCGGAAGAGAAGAAAAAAAGCAGAGAAAAACAUCAAACAUGAAGCAGAAAGCGCAAAAGACUUCGACUGGGCGGCGGCCUCUGCAUCAUCCUCGGAGUACAACUGGUUGAGAACGUGGACUUGCUUGAAAAAACAACGACACGCCGCCGAUGGCGAGGAAGAAACAACCACAGAGUCCACGAGCUCCGACGGAGAAGACACCGAAAACCCGCACAAGAAUCAGGGAAUUCAGGCGACCCAAGAGCAGAAACCCGGGUCGCUGGUGACGGUUGACGGGGAAAAAGAACUUGAAUUGGAGACACUGCUGAAGGCCUCGGCCUACAUUUUGGGCGCCUCCGGUUCGAGCAUAAUUUACAAGGCGGUUCUUGAAGACGGCACGACACUGGCGGUCCGUAGGAUUGGGGAGAAUGGCGUGGAGCGGGUCAAAGAUUUCGAGAAUCAGAAUCAGGUUCGGGUAAUUGCCAAACUGGUGCACCCGAAUUUGGUUCGAAUACGAGGAUUCUACUGGGGUACUGAUGAGAAGCUCAUCAUCUAUGAUUUUGUUCCCAACGGUAGCCUUGCCAAUGCCCGUUACAGGAAACCCGGCGCAUCUCCUUGUCAUUUUCCCUGGGAAAUGCGGCUCAAGAUAGCAAAAGGUGUGGCACGUGGACUCUGUUACAUCCACGAGAAGAAGCACGUGCAUGGAAACUUAAAGCCCAGUAACAUUCUACUGGACCUGGACAUGGAGCCCAAGAUUGGAGAUUUCGGGCUCGAAAGACUUGUAACGGGGGAUAACAGCUCUAAGCCCGGUGGAUCGGCCCGAAAUUUUGGUAGCAAGCGAUCCACGGCCUCCCGCGAUAGCUUUCAAGAUUUCACCAGUGGGGCCACUCUGAGCCCGAGCCCAAGUAUGAUAGGCGUGUCGCCUUAUCAUGCACCUGAGUCCCUCCGUAGCAUCAAGCCCAAUCCAAAAUGGGACGUGUUCUCUUUCGGUGUGGUGCUGCUCGAGCUGCUUACCGGAAAAAUCAUCGUAUCGGAUGAGGCGGGCCCCAACUUGAUUGUUGGGUCGUCUACAUCAGCAGACGACGAUAAGGGCAAAGUGUUGAGGAUGGCUGACGUGGCUAUCCGUGCUGAGGUGGAGGGAAAAGAGGAUGCCUUGUUGGCAUUGCUAAAAUUAGGGUAUGGUUGCAUAUCACCUGUGCCACAAAAGAGACCAUCAAUGAAGGAGGUGGUUCAGGCACUUGAGAGGUUUCCAUCUUCAUCAUGCUAGUGAUGAUGAUGAUGAUGAAUGGAUGGAUGCCUACAUGUAUGUAUGGUUGACUGACAUGGUUUUUAAUUUUUUCAAUUUUUGUUUUCUGAGAGAUUCUUGAUUGUAGUGAUGAUCAUAGGUGGGUCUAUGUCUGAUUGGUUGUUGUCUUUUUUAAGAUCAUAACUAAGAUUUUUAAUCUUUGUCUGACAGUAGUUGGUGGGCUAAUUUUGGAGCUGUGUAUUUUUUA